Cokeromyces recurvatus is the source of this 616-nucleotide messenger RNA. RefSeq lists its product as uncharacterized. NCBI's taxonomy places the organism in Eukaryota, Fungi, Mucoromycota, Mucoromycetes, Mucorales, Mucoraceae. The transcript is spliced from 4 exons. The record is from RefSeq and is a predicted model, not a curated record. The coding region runs from base 20 to 412 and encodes 130 amino acids. Gene Ontology annotation, molecular function: nucleic acid binding; zinc ion binding.
UCUAUUAUUAAUCUAUACAAUGGGAAGACUUCGCCGUAAGAGAACACAUCAUGGUAUUCGAGAUAAUUAUCGUAAACAACGUACAAGAGCAUAUACUCGUGAUCUUGAUCAGAUCCAUGGUGAUUUGAAGCCUGAAAAUUAUGAAAAGCUGAAGCAUCAAGAAAUUGAUACAGAUUUACCCGGUCUUGGUCAACAUUACUGUGUUCAGUGUGCUCGUCAUUUUAUUUCUGAAAAUCAUUUAACAGAGCAUUUGAAGAGUAAAUUACACAAAAGAAGACUUAAGAAAUUAGAAGAAGAACCAUAUACACAAGAAGAGGCUGAUCGUGCAGCAGGGCUUGGAAAACCAGAUAACGGUAAAAGAGGUGGUAGAAUUGUGACAGUAACUCAAGAUGUGACAAUGGAAGAAUCAUAAGUUAUAUUUGCUUUAUUUUUUUUGUUUGAUUUCACUGUAAUAUAUUAUAUAAAGAAAGCUGGUUUAUACUAAUUAAAAUAAGCUAUACCUUUUCAAGGGAAAAGCCUAUUUUAGCUUCUUUCUUUUCUUAUAAAUAUUUUGGUUGUUUUAUAUAAAUACACAUGAUAUAUAGUUCUCUUUUUUUUUUUUUUCUUUCUUUCCUUU